Lactuca saligna is the source of this 1044-nucleotide messenger RNA. NCBI's taxonomy places the organism in Eukaryota, Viridiplantae, Streptophyta, Magnoliopsida, Asterales, Asteraceae. The record is from the annotation of a GenBank genome assembly.
AUGAAUGGUUAUACACAAUGUUAUUUACAUGGAGAAAAAUAUCUAACACUAGAGAUAGGUCAAUGUUCAAACCUAAUCUCACCUCAACACGUGGGUCCAAGUUCGAAUAUUGAAACAGUUCAACACAUUAAUAACGAUUUUAGUGAUUAUCAUAGAUACGAGGAGAUGGUUAUCGAUAGCAUGCACCAACCUGAGACUUCGUAUUAUCAACAAACACCACAACACCCAAAUCUUGAAGCCCAAAAUUUUUAUAAAGUUUUGAAACAAGCGAGUGAGCCUUUAUGGGACGGGUGUACAAAAACUUCCACACUCUCUGCCACCACUAGAUUAUUGGAUUGGAAAUCCCAAUCUAAUGUUUCAGACACGUCAUUUGAUACACUUCUUUUGAUUGUUAAAGACAUUCUACUAACUGGCGAGAAGCUUCCUAAUAGCUUCUACGAGACCAAGAAAAUGUUGAAGCCACUAAAAUUGCCUUCAGAACGGAUUCAUGUAUGUAUAAACCAUUGCAUGCUAUUUAGGGGCCAGUUUGCUGAUUUGGAUCAUUGUGCAGUAUGUGGAGAAAAUAUAUACAAAGCCAAAGGGAUAAAGGUUCCUAAUUUGGUCAUGACUUACAUGCCGAUUGGACCGAGACUCCAAAGGCUCUUCUAUUCAAGGAAGACGGCCAAACAUUUAACUUGGCAUGCAGAUCAUUUAGUAGAUCCAGAAAAGAUGAUAGAUCCCAGUGAAGUCCUAAUAAUUCAAACACGACUCCCUAUUUUGCGGGAAAAAAGAUAUUUUGCGGGAGAUCAUGAAAAUCUCGAAUAUUGCUCACUAACUGCCAAAGAAGCACACGAGAUGUAUCUACAGGAGAUGGUCAAAAAACACGGAGAAGACUCUUCAAACCAUAAAGAUGAUGCGAGGGUUGAUAGGUCGCGUGCACAAGUUUCUACCAUGGAACAACAACAACAACAAAUGAAAGAACAAAUGGAAAUGGUUAUGAGGAUGAUGAAUAUGUCUGGAAAUCAACCCCGUGCUCCCCUCGAUAAUCCAGCUGAGGACAAUUGA